AAAAGUUAGAGUGAAAAAGGUAAUAUUUAAUGUGAAAUACUUCGAGAUGCAAACAACAAUAACAACAAAAAAUAUGUGAAAAUCAGCGUCAGUAACGAAGCGCAAGAUAUUUUAACGGUUUGUUGUGCUCUAAAUUAUUGUCUCUAGAAGAAGUAAAAAUAUUUGAUGUGGCCACUUGAUAUGAAUAACUAGUGGGUUUAUUCCGAGGAAUUAUUGUGGUUGGUUUUUGUCUGAGAUAUUUGUUUAUUUAUCUUUGCUUUUGACAUUUAACACAAUCUUACUAAAACACGCGUUUAUGCAAAUUUUAGUAAAUAAAUACUCACUUAGUAAACAAAAAGGGUAUACUUUAUUAUUAAAUUAAAAAUGGCCACAACAGAUGAGAAGGUGGAUGCUAAACCAAAUAUAUUGAUAACAGGAACACCAGGUGCGGGAAAGUCAUACCUGUGUGAAAGAUUAUCCGAUCAAUUAAAAUUAAAGUGGUUGGAUUGCUCUAAAGUUGCUAAGGAAAACAAUUUUGUGGAAGAGUAUGAUGAUGAGUACGAUUGUCCCAUUCUUGAUGAAGACAAGCUAAUGGACUACAUGGAGCCAUUUAUGCAACAAGGUGGAAAUAUAGUUGAAUAUCAUGGAUGCGACUUCUUCCCCGAACGAUGGUUUGAAGCGGUUUUUGUGGUCACAUGUUCCAAUACUAUACUCUUUGAUCGUCUGAAGGAACGUGGAUACAAUGAAAAGAAACUAAAAUCAAAUCUUGAAUGUGAAAUAUUUGGAACAGUGCUAGAAGAGGCACGUGAUUCAUAUAAACCAGAUAUUGUUGCCGAAUUAAAAGGUGAUACCAAACUAGAUGCUGAACAAAGCUUGAAAACCAUAAAAAAUUGGUACCGAGCAUGGAAGCGAAAAUAAGGCAUCAUUGUACUUUCAAAAUUAUCUCUUAUAGUGAAUUGAAAUUAAAAAUUCGUGAAUACAAAAAAAAAGCAAGAAUAAUUUGAAGUGUAUUUUUUGUAUAUAGGUUGUAAAUAAAGAUAUACAUUUUUGUAUCGAGACUAUAUGUGAUACAUAAAAUA
This is a messenger RNA of Bactrocera oleae (olive fruit fly), 1058 nucleotides long. The record is from RefSeq and is a predicted model, not a curated record. Lineage: Eukaryota; Metazoa; Arthropoda; Insecta; Diptera; Tephritidae.